Messenger RNA from Penicillium bovifimosum, 2235 nucleotides. RefSeq lists its product as uncharacterized. Bases 1 to 2235 code for a protein of 744 amino acids. NCBI's taxonomy places the organism in Eukaryota, Fungi, Ascomycota, Eurotiomycetes, Eurotiales, Aspergillaceae. Gene Ontology annotation, biological process: protein O-linked glycosylation via mannose. Gene Ontology annotation, cellular component: endoplasmic reticulum; membrane. The transcript is spliced from 4 exons. The record is from RefSeq and is a predicted model, not a curated record. Gene Ontology annotation, molecular function: dolichyl-phosphate-mannose-protein mannosyltransferase activity.
AUGGCUGUCCUAGACACUGCCGUGAGCACAGGCGCCAAACAUGAUUCUGACCUUCGUCGGAGAAAUGUCCCUGACACCAGCAAACAUUUGACGGACUCAACUCGCCUGAACGAGCAAGAUGGAAAGAAAGCUAGAUUGCAGUCCCCCUCAUUUCUCCAUGUGCUCGCUAGGUGGGAACCGAUAAUUGCUCCCAUCAUCUUGACUGCCCUCGCCCUCUUCACCCGCCUCUAUCAGAUCGGCCGCUCCAACAUUGUGACCUGGGAUGAGGCCCACUUCGGUAAAUUUGGCUCCCACUAUCUCAAACGCGAGUUCUACUUCGAUGUCCACCCACCCUUGGGGAAGAUGCUAGUUGGCCUGUCCGGCUAUCUUGCUGGAUAUAAUGGGUCUUUCGAAUUCAAGUCCGGCGAGAAGUACCCUGAAGAUGUGAAUUAUACCUUUAUGCGAGCCUUCAAUGCUGCCUUUGGAAUAGUUUGCAUUCCUCUCGCUUAUUAUACUGCGCGAGAGCUGAACUUCCGCCGAGCCACAGUCUGGCUGAUCAGCCUCAUGGUACUUUGCGAGAACUCCUAUGCUACAAUCUCUCGCUUUAUACUUCUUGAUUCGAUGCUGCUGUGCUUCACAUUUACUACUACGAUGUGCUGGGCCAGGUUCCAUCGGUUGCAGCAUGCCAGUUUCUCAUUGGAAUGGUACAUCUGGCUUUGUUUGACUGGCUUGAGCAUUGGAUGUGUCUGCAGUGUUAAGUGGGUCGGUUUCUUCUGUACCGCUCUUGUCGGUCUCUACACUAUCAAUGACCUGUGGAACAAAUUCGGUGACCUGAAGAUGCCACAGACUGUGCUUGCAAAGCACUUGGUUGCCCGAGUUGUGGGAUUGAUUGUGAUCCCAGUCUUGGUGUACAUGUUUUCUUUCUAUCUGCAUUUCCUGGUGUUGGCUAACAGUGGACCCGGGGAUGCCCAGAUGAGCUCCCUUUUCCAAGCAAACCUACGAGGUACUGAGGUCGGCAGAGACAGCCCUCUUGAGGUUGCAAUUGGAUCGCGUGUCACCCUUAAAAACAUGGGAUACGGUGGAGGGCUUCUCCACUCUCAUGUCCAGACUUUCCCUGAGGGAUCUAUGCAGCAGCAGGUCACUUGCUACCAUCACAAGGAUGCCAACAAUGACUGGUUCAUCUACCCCAACCGCCAAGAAGCCGAUUACGAUGUCAAUGCUGAUUUACGAUUCAUUGGUGAUGGCCAUGUCAUUCGGUUAAUUCACGGACAGACUGGCCGUAACCUGCAUUCCCACGCUAUCCCAGCGCCCAUAACUAAAUCACACCAUGAGGUCUCGGCGUACGGAAACAUCACCAUUGGAGACGACAAAGACCACUGGAAAGUGGAGGUGGUCAAUGAUGUUGCAUCCCGCGACCGGUCUAGGAUUCGGACACUCACUACGGCCUUCAGGCUCCGCCAUCCGGUCCUGGGCUGUUAUCUUCGGGCAGGAAACGUCAAUCUCCCUCAAUGGGGAUUCAAACAAAUUGAAACAACCUGCACCAAAGAAAACAAACCUGGUGACGUCUACACCCACUGGAAUGUUGAGUCGCAUACUAAUGAUCGCUUGCCCCCUGGUGAUCCUGGCUCUUAUAAAUCACCCUUCUUGAAGGAUUUCAUCCACCUGAAUGUGGCCAUGAUGACGUCCAACAAUGCCCUUGUUCCAGAUCCCGAUAAGCAGGAUGACUUGGCUUCGAAGUUUUGGCAAUGGCCGAUCCUGAAUGUCGGCUUGCGCAUGUGUUCUUGGGAUGACAGUGUCGUCAAGUACUACCUUCUCGGGAACCCCCUGGUCUAUUGGGGAAGCACUGCCAGUCUAGGUGGAUUUGGUCUUCUGUUCCUUUGGUACCUUUUACGCUGGCAAAGAGGGUACAAGGAUCUCAGCAGCGAGGAAAUUAGUCACAUUCACUACUCCGGGUUGUAUCCGGUCAUUGGAUGGGUCUUGCAUUACCUUCCCUUCAUCAUCAUGGCCCGAGUGACUUACGUCCACCACUACUACCCGGCUCUCUACUACGCCAUCUUGAACUUCGGCUUCUGCAUCGAUUGGGUAACGCGGAGGAUGAACCCCAGAGUUUCUGCGGCAGUGUAUGCCCUGCUCUACGUGACCAUCAUCGGGUUAUUCAUCCAUUUCCGAGCGAUCGUGUUCGGGAUGGAGGGCUCCAACCAGCAAUGGAAUCAUCUGCGCUGGCUCCCCGGAUGGAAAAUUGCGAAUGAGAACUGA